AGCUAAUCUACAUAGAAAAAAAUGGUUUAUUACGACUGCCUUCCUUAUUAUAGUAUUUUUAUUGAAUGAAUAAUGAAUUUUAGGCAGUGCACUUAGAUAUAGAAAAUACCAAGAUCAUAGAAUUAUACGUAACAUAUUAUAUAUAUAGUAGUAUAUUAUAUUAUAUAGUUUGCUUAUAUAUACUGAUUUUUUGCAUUUAGCAGCAGCAAAAACUAUUACGGUAUGAAUCUUUUUAGGAAUGGUCGUUCACCCUAACAUACUACUGACCUACUAAAAUAGCUAUACACGAUCAUUAAUAAAGGACACAAUAGCUAUUGUAGUUAUUUUUACCAAAUCAACAAGUCAUCAUGUUUUCUAUCCUUAUUUACUAUUUGAAGUUAGAAAGGAUCAAAACAAUUUAUAAAAGGAAAUUACUUAAAAAGAUAGUGACUUGCAAUUUUCGAAACCGGGUCUACAGAUCCUUUAGCAAGCAGUCAUUUUUGGGCAGUAGAAGAAGGUAAACCAUUUUUUUUUCUUUUUCGUGUGUACUACAGUGGCCAGUUAUUGUUUUUUUUUUAAUCUUAUCAGACUUCAACAGACUUUUUGUGCAUCUUCCAGUGUCUAAAGGAAGAAGUUACACCAAUGGAAGAUGCCGCAAAAUCAACUCAUGCUGCACGAUCACGAGCUCCUCUUGACGAAGCGGGAGUCAAGUGGUGGGAUCUGUAUGGAACCGAGGGUACAAGCACAACCUCACAAUAUUAUGUACAAAAUGAAUCCGAAGUGACUGAAACAAAAAUGUUUGUAAACAAAUCGACUUGCACUCGGAAUGCACAAGCAGAGAUAGCAUCGAAAAACUAUGAUAAUUUAAAAAAUAUCGCCAGUGACGAACCCAAAGAUAAAGUUCUGAAAGAAUGGAGGGAUCGACAGGCGAGAGCGAGGUUUGAACAAGCAAGAAAGGCGGUCAUUAAUUCACUGAAAGAAAAAUUUAGCGAUGUCUCCUGUUCCAAUAUACAUCCUAAUACCGAUGGAAAUAAAAUAGACAUUCGAAAAAGAAUUCCGACGAUUAUUAUAACCGGAGACAAUGUUGAAGGAACAUCAAAUUUGAAUGCGAAUCGUGAUGGGGAAGAUGGAUCGGAUUUGAGCCUUGUGGAUGGUGAUUUUAAGGUUGAAAAUGCGGUUGAGGGUGCCUGUCACGCGAGGAGGCUUCAGAUGGGGCCAGGUGGUGGACUGGCACAGUGGAGGUUGCUUCCUCGUGGCAGUAGGGCGGCGGGCGCGGAGGGCGGACUACGUGCAGCGAAGGAAAACAUGCCGUUGCCUUCGAGGGAAGGUUUGACCACGCCACGGAGCGCGCGGGCUCCGAUCAGCAGGCGGCCUACGAGCGCUCUUCCUCAUCAACGGCUGAAGAAGGAGAAGUCCCUGGAAACACCUCCAGAAAUGGAUUCGCCGGUUGGUAGCGUUAGCAGCGACUUACGACGACAAAAUGAGGAGCUGCGCGCGCGAUUGGCCGGCGAGGCUGCCGACCACAAACGCAGGCUGGAUGCUUACCGCCGCGCGCAGCAGGGGCAAGCUGCCUUGGUGUCUAGGCUUCAGGCUAAGGUGCUCCAAUACAAGCAGAGAUGUUCGGAGUUGGAGUCGCACAUGUUGGAGACGACCCCCCGGAGUGAUGUGUACCGUCCCACGCCUCCCAAGACAAGCAUCGCCCUUCCGGCGUCGGCCGCUCUGCCCACCCCUUCCAGCAUUGACUCUCGAAAAGAUGAGAGGAUCAAUGACCUGGAAACUGCCCUCAGGCGGCUGGAUGAGGAGAAACGCAGAUGUGAGAAACUUGUGGCUCAGAACAACUUGCUCCGUGACCAACUGGAGGAGUCCCAUCAGCUUAAUGAAGCUCUCACGGGUGACCUGCAGAAAUUGACCAACGACUGGGAGGCUCUGCGGGAUGAGAUGACCAUCAAGGAGGAUGAGUGGAAGGAUGAAGAACAGGCCUUCAACGAUUACUACUCAAGUGAGCACAACCGUCUGCUCAACUUAUGGCGCGAGGUGGUCUCCGUGAAGCGUCAGUAUGCCGAGCUGCAGUCGUCCACGGAGCGGGAUUUGUACCGAGUGAGGAACGAGUUCGAUUCUUCUGCCCGGGAGCUGCUGGGCAUGCUCAGUGGUUACUCCAUCAAUGCUUUUGCUGCUCAGACUUUGAAGCCUGAUUCGCAAGGCGCGGGUACGUCUGGAAUGUCAUCCUUCGGACAGGGCCAGUCAUGUAUCUGCCAUUUGUCAGGCUUAGGCCAGGGGUCAUCGGGUCAAGGGUCAACGAACGUUGGUCUUGAAGCAUUGAGAGUGGACCUGAGAGAUAUGUCCUCUCAAAGAGAUCAGGCUUUAGCUGAAUUGAGGGAAAGAGACGCACGUAUUCAACGUCUACUUGGCGAACUGCAGGGAUUGGAGGAGCGUUGUGAAAUAGCCGAGGCACAAUGUUCUGAUGCUGGUGUUAUGCGGGCAGCUCUGGAGGAUGUGGCUCGAGCUCUCAUCCAAGACUCAGAGUCCGAUAUAAUGCCCACGUCACACAUACACCUCGCAGACAGGUCUCCAAAACGUAGCGUACCCCAGUCGGCCAACGCGACAGCCUUCGCCGAGAGCACCAUAUCGGCCGUGCAAGCCGCUCUACACAAGUACCAGAUUCAAAUACACGAGCUUCAGGUGAAACUUCAAAAUACACGCGAACAACUCCAAACUAGUCGCAAGCACUGCGAAGUUGCUGACAACACUAUAGGAUCUCUUGAAAGUAAGCUCCAGGAUCUACAAGCGAAGUUGGACCAGGCGAAUGCUGAUAUUAACCAACUUACGUCAGACAAAGAGAGUAUGCAGAAGACUUUGGAGGCUCUAAGAGGGGAUAAGAGUGGGUUGGAGAGGAACAGGGUGGAGAUCAACGCUAUGGUGGAAUCUCUGACGUCGGACUACGAGAAACUGCAGAAACUAAACGCACGUCUCGAGAAAACUAUUGAGGGAUUGGAAAGUGAAAAGAGAGCUUUGAAUUGUGAGGUGGAUCAUUUACACCGAGAGGGCUCCAACAGGGAAUCUGUUUUGAGGGCGGAAGAGGAGCGAUCAUCUCGUCUCCGCUCAGAACUGGUGACCGUCCGUGAAGAAUUGAACCAGACUCUGUUGUCCAGAGACCUGCUGGACCAGCAGAAGUUGGAGGCAGAUGCUGUCAUAUCCCAGAUGGAGAAGCAUAGGAAUGAACUGGAAAUAGAAUUGGAACGGAUCGUGAUGGAGAGGGCCGACCUUCAGGACCUAGUGGAGAAACUGGAAACCGCCGUGAGGAACCUCGAGUGUGAGAAGAAGAAACUACUAGAUGAAGUCAAACAUCUGGAAGACGAGAAAUCCUCCCUGUCAAACCAGUCUUCAGAGCAGCAAGGGGACCUCAACUCUCUCCGCAAAGAGUUGCUGGCGGCUGAACAGAAUAGGAUGGAAUUGGAAGCUGACAAGGCCUCGCUGUAUGAGAAGAUCAAGUUUUUGGAAGGAGAGAGGGAGAAAGUUGAGUUGGAGUUGCGACAAGUUGUGAGAGAACGUGGUGAGCUCAGUUCUCAGCUGACAGCCAUGGUGCGCAAGAAGGACACGUUGAAUGAAGAAAUUAUUCGCCUUCAACAGAGAUUGGAACAGGCCAACGAGACAAUAGGCCGCAUUAAUAGGGCUCUCGAAGAUCAUGUCAAGGAUGGCGAAGAGAAACAGAUUCUAAUAGACAGUCUCGAGAAGGAUAAGCAGCAUUUUCAAGAGCAACUGGCUGGCGUACGCUCAGAGAAGGACGCUUUGGAAGCGGUUCUGUUCGACACGGCCAACAUGUUGGAAGACGCCGAUAACAAGCGGAGCAAGUUGGAACACGAAUUGCAAGAGACUUUGGUGCAACAGGAGAAUUAUAAAGGUCAAAUCGCCCGUUUGACCAAAGAUCUAGAUAACACCGAGAAGAAAUUACGCGAAACUCGCAACAGCAUGUCCCAAGCAGCCGGGAAGAAGGAGGCGGAGUACCAACAAAUCAUUACCAACCUCAACCGCACCACCACUGAGAACAUCACCAAACUGAAGGAGGAAAAGGACCAACUCCGCCAAUCCCUGGAACACAAACUGAACCAAACCAUCGCAGCUCUCACGAGCGAGAAGGAAUCAUGUGAAGCUGGUGCGAGGGAAAGAGAGAAAAAACUUUUGGCUGCUCGUGACCAACUCAUAUUGCAGCACGACGAAGCUAUGUUGAGAGCUGAGAAUGAUAAGCAACAGGCGUUGAUAAUGGCUCAUCAAGAACAACAAGCAUUGUUAGAACGUCUAGAAGAAGCGAAACGCGCGUUGGAUUGUGAAGCGAAUAAAUUGGAACGAGUUCGAAGGGACGCCCAAGCGAGGGCCGACCAUGAUCGCAACUAUGUUAACCAAUUAAAAGACGAACUGGCGGCUAUGAAGACUAGGCUAGAGGAGGCAAAGGCCAUAGCAGAAGACGAUUGCGCCCGCUUCGAGAACCGAAUCAAAGAGCUUCAUUUGGAAAAAGAAUCGGUCACUCGCGAGUGUACCGAGACUAGAGCGUUGCUGUCAUUGGCUGAAGACAAGUACGACAAUGCGUAUGCGCAACUGCAGGAAACUACGCGGAAGCUUAAAGAAUUGGAAAACGAAGCAGACAGCCUCCGGAAGGAGCUCACAGAUGUUCGCCGUCAACUGACCAAUUGCUGCGCCGAAAGGGACAAAUACAACAGCAGCUGUAGGGAACUGAGAGAACAUGUGAAGAGGGCCGAGAGUGAGAGAAGAGAUGCUGCUAGAGCGAGAGACGAAGCAUAUCAUAAGAUUGCCGGUUUAGAAGAGAACCGGACAACCCUCGAGCUAGAACUGUCCAGAGUGCAGAACCUCCUCAAAGAGGCAGAGUCCGGAGGGUCACACUUGACACGCGACCUCCGCGCCACCGAGGCUCAGCUGAAGAGGGAGAGAGCGGCGUUAGAGCAGGCCAACCAUGAUAUCAAGGAGUUACAGUCUAGAUUGCAAAACGAAAGUGAAGAACGCGAACGUUGCGCAAACGACGCGGCGACCGCUCGGCGACACGGCGCGGAACUGGACGCGAUGUUGGCCAGCGCCAGGGCUGAGCUCAACGCUUGUAGGCAGAGGGGGGCGGAGCUCGAGGAGGCUUGUAGGGCUAGAGAUCAGGAGUUGGUGUUACGUCUUGAAGAUUGCCGCUCUAAGGAGCGUCGCCUUGAAGAGCUCAAACACAAUCUGGAGGUGUGCCUCGCCGAUGCUACACAACAGAUUCAGGAGUUGAAGGCCCGUCUCGGCGGCAGCGAAGGCCGCUGUCGAGCAUUGGAAGCCUCUCUCACUCAAUGCGAGAGCGGCAAGCGCGAAGUCGAAGCGAAACUCUCCUCCAUAGCCCACGCCCUGAGAAGAGUUUGCGGAGUUCAACCCGAUGGUUCGGUCCACGCAGCAGCUAGGAGAAGACUGGCGAGUCCUGCCAGGAGAUAUAGUCCGCACAGAGGUCGUCGCGACCACUCCGAAGACCGGAAUGAGAUCAUCGACGUAGAUCCAGAACUCAUCAAGAAGGGCAUGAGGAAUCUGAUGCAUGACGUCUGUCAGAUCGAGAGGGAAAAGGACGACUACAAGUCUCAAAUGAACGCGUUGAAGAAGCAACUCAAAGAAGCGACGGAGCAGGGCAACAAGGGCGAAGGGAAACUUCAAACAGUGACCAACAACUUGCGAUCAGUACAAGAAGAGAAGGCGAGGUUGGAGAGCACUGUGGCGCAGAAAUGUGCCCAGCUUAGUGCUUUGAAUGAGUCUGUGCAAACGAAGACGGUGGAGAUCAGCAAUCUGCGAGACAAAAUCACCAGUAUCGAAGCCACUUUGAGCGCAGUCACUGAGGAGAAAGUUCAAAAUGAGAACAAAGCGGAAAGUCUACGUGUGCAACUAGCCGAACGCGUGCAAGAAGUGGGACAGUUGAGGGAAGCUUUAGCUGCGGCUGAAGGUCGUGCCGCCCGAUUGGACGUGCGUCGAGCCCAACUGGAGGGAGACAUACAGAGAGCCGCCGUCGCUGCCAGGGAUAGAGACCAAGCUCUUAAAAAGUUACAAGAGCGAUGCGAAGGCUACACUCGCACGAUAGCCUCUCUAGAAGACCGAUGCACCUCACUCAAAGGAACCGUGGAACAACUUUCCACGUCCUUGCAAAAGGCAGCCUCGGCUGAAAGCGAGCUGAGAGCAGAAGUCGGCAAGACUCAGCGGAUGCUGAACGAGGCGAAGAAUAAUGAACACAACGCGCUGGAGAAGUUGAGGCAGCUUCAGAAGAAUGUCUCUAACUGCGAGAAUGAGAGACGCGUUCUGAGCGAAAAAUUAGAAAGUGCGAAGACGGCGCUCGGAGAACUGAAGCGAAUGAACGCCUCACUCGAAGACCAAGUCCACAGGCUCACCAAUCAACUGGCCAACGUUGAAGUGCAGAGGUCUGGUCUAGAAUCCCAGUUGCGCAUGACGACAUGGGACGGCAAGGAGAGUAGUGACGGCGAACUGGAGAGGGAGUUACACGCGUUACAGCGCGACAGAUCUGAGCUGAAGGCGAAGUGCGACGCUCUCACUGAAACCGUGCGGAAACUGGAAGCUGAGAGGAGAAUGCCACCUCGACCGUCAGCACUAAGGAGCAAGAGCCAUGAUCGCGCAGAGAAAUCUGUCUACUAUUCAGACUUGGACUCAGGCCCAGAUUCUACAAAAGACUCAGUCCGCUGCACAUGUUACAAGGACUCAAACCUGAAGGACAAGAGUUACGGAGACCUCAGCCUGCUGGAGCUGGAGAACAGAGAGCUCAGGAUGAAAAUCAGGAGGCUGGAGAAAGAACUCGCUGAUAAGGAAUCAGAACUGGCGAUGGCUCGUAACCGCUACCUCAAUGAUUUGUCGACUUGUUCGCCGAGUCAACGGAGCGAUGUCGACCGCUACAGACAAGCAGCUUUGCAAGCCGAGCGACUUCUGGAAGCCAGAGAGGCGAGCCAUAGACAACAGCUGCACAGGCUUGAGAACCAGGCGGCUCAACUCAGAGCUCAAUUAUCAGCAGAAAUCCGUCGAAGACAAGCGUAUGUGUCACGCAGCGGACGCGCCGCCAGAGACGUGCAACGUUUGAGGGCGGCGUUAGGGGAUUCUUUAAGGACUGUCUCACAGGAUCCAGCUCUGGACUCCUACACACUAGAACAUGAGGCGAGGAAACUUGACAGUACGUUGACACACAGCCUUCCGCCUCUCAACGACAGCUACGACUCGUCCAAAUAAUGCUCAACACCACGGCGUGUACGGUCGAUUGACCUGGCAGCUUCCAUUGUAUGUUGAACAUACAAUAGUACCUGACUAGAAUCGGUUAUGGGUAAUUUCUAUGAGCGUUUUAACCGCCGCGGUCGCGCUAUCAUUACAACCGGUAAAUUUUCUUAAGGAAGACAUUUCUAAAAUCAAAUUUUAGUUAAAUUAACAUUAGGUACUCAAAGUAUAGGUCAGUUAUUUCAUAAAGUCUGGUAAUAAAAUUUAUUUUUGUGUUUAUUAUUUGGAAAAUUUGCAAUUAUAGCGCAGACGCGGCGUUCGUUCAUAGGAAUGAGUUCAUUUUAAACGUCAUAAAAGGGUAUUGUACUAGUCAACAAGCCCAUUUGUCAUCUGUAGGUUCAUAAAUCAUUUAUUGACGUCAAUAAAUUACAUGCGAUUUAGUUUGUCGCAGCUUCCAUUGUGCAAGCGGAGAAUGCCGGUUUAGAUUCCCAGUGUGGACAAAUAUUUUGUACUUUUUUCAUAGAUAUUUGUCUGCGGUUGUAAUUUUGUUUUAUCUAUUUUACCGACCGACGUUACAAGUUUGAUGUUUUCUAUGUGCCUUUAGUUAAGCAUUUACAGUAUUACUACUAGGUAUUUUUUUAAUCUGUUGUAUUACGAUCUAGUUGGUGGAUCUAGCGGUGGUGGUGUAAUGGUUAAGACGCCCGCCUGUGGAUCGAAAGGUCCCAGGUUCGAAUCCUACUCGUGUCACAUGAGUUUGUAUACCAAUCUGACUCAUGAAUAGUAGUUUUCAUCGUCCACCACUUGCUUCCGGUGAAGGAAGACAUCGUGAGGAAACCUGCACACAGGUUGAUUCUUAUUAACUUGUGUGUGAAAUGGAGAAGGCAAUGGCAAACCACUCCUUUAAUAAUGCCAAGAAAGAUGUUGUGUGUGUUUCAUUCCACGUAACAACCACGACCCUCAGCCAUGAGGAAUUACGAUGAAAUACUAUGUAGAAUUACGAUCUAGGUAACGAUGGACAUCCAUCGUAAGUAGAAGAAUAGACACACGUCUAUUCUUCCACCUUUAUUUAAUAAUAAUAAACUUUUUUGUUGUUGAAGUAUAGGUUAUAUACUUCUCUAACAAAAUAUUAUAGCUAGACUUGAAAUUAAUACUUGAAAAUUGUACCGUUUUAUGUGUAUGGGUACAAAGUUAAUAAUGAUCAUUACUUACUUCAUAACUUAUUUAGACCGGGAAUGAAUUGUUUUUGUAGUUUUCAAGUAAAGUGAAGGAGAAAAAGUAGGAAAAGGACCCUGGGGUCCGACGCUUUAUUGCUGAAGACGCUCUGAUGAGAGGGAGAGGAAAUCAUUAAUUUCAUUCUAUCAAAUCGGAACCAAUAAAUAGAAUUGGUUUGACGCAACAACACAGAUAAUAUUUGACGUCAUUGUAAAUUAAUCGUGGAAUAAAUGAAUCAUUUUCCCUUUUGGUUUUGUUUACGCGUAUUAAUGUCAUAAAUUAUGUGUUCAAUACACGUAGUAAAUAAAUAUAUAAUGCUGAAUUAACGCGAAGGUACUUUUGUCAUUGCUUUCACUCGCUACUCAAAAUUAUAUUAAUUUGUCAAUUUAAAAUAGGGUAACAUUCUAUAUAGACUUAGAAAUAUUACAAUUUUGCUCUCUAUUAUAUCGGAACUAUAAAUUUAAGAUCAUCCGGCUACGAAGCCCUAUAUGUAUCGCUUCGUAAAAAUAUUUACAACGUAAACAAAAUAAAAACGUUUAAUACCCCGUUGUGGUUAUAGUCUAAAUAUAGUUGCUCAAUGUACUAGUUAGAAGCUUUUUAUAGUUUUAAGUCAUUUAUUUGGAAAUCUAAAUAUAGAUUGACUCGUAUUAUACAUACCGUUUAAUGUGUGUUGUAGUUGAGGCUACGUAAGUACAGUCGACAGCACAAUCAAAUUAGCCAAAUUCAUUGCAAAUUCGUCGUUAUCACCACGUCAUAAAGAUUCAUGCAGGAUAUCUUGACGUGAGGUCCAUUGUACUAUGCUAUUUUGGUCUAUGCCUAUCGAAUGCCUAUGGUCAUCGAAUAUGAAAUUUGAGUAUAUUAAAUUGCCAUAAUAUAUUUAUUUGGGCCUCUAUGUUGUAUAUCGGGGGAUUUAUGAAUAAAAUUUUAUUAUGUUAACCCAAGACAUAGUUUUGUGACAAGGCAGCAAAUAAGGUUGAAGUGAACAUCUAAACUAAAAAUAUAGUCCCUAUUAUGUAGUCCACGACUAGUUGAACAAAAUCUGACUGGCAACGAAAAGAGAAAGAAGAACGAGUUUAUCUUGUAAAUUAUCCGCAGUUUUAUGAAUGAGACUAUAUACAUGUACUAAUAUUUUAGUAUAUAGUAUUAUAAAGCGGUAUAGUUAGAAAACUGUUAAUAAGCGUUGAUCUUCGGAACUAUAAGACGGAUUUGAGAAAAAUGUCAGCCAAUUCCUGUUUAAUUAAAUUUUUAAUGUCAAUUACUGUGAAUUUAGCCCAUUAGAUGAUUAAAGAGUGAAUCAGACAGAUAACCGUGCCCAGUGUCAGGGUCUAUCUGUUUAUGCGACAGUUUAUUGGCUCAAUUCGACCGUCUGAACCAGUCACGUUUAUGACUCAACACCUUAAGGCCGACCAGACCGGAAGAAACACGGAAGUGUUAUCAUUGCUUUGAGUCAGAGCGCAGAAAUUAGAUUAAUAAAUAGAAGUGUCAUCGAUCAUUCUUACGAGGUUUUCGCAAGUCGGGGGCGCUGCCAUUACCGUCAUUUUUUUUAAAUAGAGAAUCGUUUUUGAAAUCAAACAUUAAUAAAUUUAACAUGACUCAAGUAUUUAUUGAUUUAAGUCUGCUAAUAAAAUUUGUUCUUGUCUUUGUUAAAUUUUGAUAUAUGGUUAUGUUCGUAAAACCGCGGAGGCGGUUGGAAUGCUAUAGAAGAAUGAUUCAUCUACUGUUUUAUAUAUGAGAAUAUGUGUCCAGUACGUUACAUAUACAUCAAUAUGUAUUGGGAAUUCAUUUUGACUAUGCUUGUGUGAGUGAUUUAUUUACUUGACAAGACAAAAUACCGUGUCUAUGUUGCUUUUAUUAUUCCAAACUCUGGCUCGUAAAAUACUUGGCAUUCUUUGUACAUCAAUUAACAUGUCAGUGUGGUGAUAAUAGUUCUCCAAUAACACUAGUGGUGGGGGACAAUGACCCCCCGAAUUAAGCAUUCGACCGCCCACAUUUGCUAGGAAGCCCCUAUCAAAAUAAUUGGGCCAUAUUGACUGAGGAUGCUAAUAUUUCAUACUCCGCUUUGAAGCAAACAUUCACUGGUCGUUGUUCCCGUUUUUGUCCACACUUUUGUAUAAGGAUUUUUAUGAAAACCUUUCCAAAGGCGUUUACGUUAUUUUAAAAUAAGUAUUAUUUAGCUCCUACAUCUAAUAGAAAAAUGGAUAGAAAGAUUUGUCUACUUAUAAAUUAAUGAUACAUAUAUCCUUCUUGUAUAAAUUUAUGUACGUAUGUAUUUUCGUGAAAAAGCUCAAUGGCUGUCUAUAUUUUGUAAUAACUUUUUUCAGACGCCGUAUUUAUUGAAAUACGGCGUCUGAAAAUGACUGUAACUCUGUGUCACCUCUGUCAAAAAUAUGUAAUGCUUGUUAGCGAACUAGUUCAAAACUUGAUAACAAGCAUUGGUAGGUACCUAGCUAGGUAUUUUUUGUGCUUAAAUUUCGCGUUGGCUCAACAUUUAAUCCAUAGGGACUUGCGUGUGACUUCGCACGAUAUUUCCAAUGACAUGAUGCCCGCAAAAACAUAUUAAUUAGUUUAAGAAUGAGUCAAAUAUGAACUCAUAUAGCAUAUUGUGACAUUACCUAAAUAUAUAGAAGAGCGAGAACACAUAACCGUGGACGUUAUGUAAUAGAUGUUAUUAACAUAAAAGCGUUUAUAUAUUCAGUAUUUAAACAUUUUCUAGUCAUAAAAAUAUUUAUUAAUUCCGUCCUAACGUGAAUAGUAUAAGCACAUAGUAUUUGGUAGUAGAAAUUUCUAGUCACAUUCUCCGCCUUAAAUUUAUGAAUAAAUAAAUAAACUAUCCCAUGUUUAAAAUCUAUACCUUGGGAGUAAAUUCCCAUAAAAUAAAUUUAUAUAAGGAAAAUUAAAAUAAUAAUUGUAAUGUAUUACGCACGCAUUAUUAAUUUUAUUUGUAUUCAGUAUCUUUAUAUAACGUGAUUUUAUUAGAAUUUUAUGACGAACUCAACUGUACGUCAUUCUUUAGACAAAAAAUACAAUUUACAACCGAAUGGGUUACAAAGUUGAGAUUUUUUAUGGUCUCUAAAAUGUUUCAUGAAUAAGCAGCUUGUAAAGUUAAUCCAAUAAAAAUCGAGACGUGUGUAAAAACUUUCUCGUCACUUCGACAGUUAUUGAGUAAACUUUGUAAGCAUUUGUAAACAGAGGAGUGUUUGGAAAAACAAGAAGUCGACAUCCUUGAUUCACAUCCAACCAUGUAAUAUACGUACUAUAAAUUAUAUGGGUGGCAAUAGUUAUCGAAUAUUAUCAUGAACACUGCCGAUAAAAAUAUUAUGAACCCUUAUCGUUUAAUAUGCUUUUGUGAACGUGUAAUCCUUUGGUAUCUGAAACUAUGGAUGUAACAUUAUAAAAUAUUGUGUGUUGUGCAUCUAACAGAUAUAUAUAUUUACACUAAAAAUAAACUACUUUCAGAUAAAUCAAAAUUAAUGUUAAGUGAAUAUUGUAAACUGAAAAAAUCUCGGAAGCUUUUGUUCUUUCUGGUUUACCACCCACACACAUUGGCCACGCCAACCCGGCGUUGGGACAUAUUAACAGUUUGAAAGUUAUAUAUAUUUUUUAAUUGGUUUGCUGGAAUAUGGCACGCUUGAGUGUAAUGCCACUAAGGACCGGUGACCUCAACGCAAUAGCUCGAUAAGAGACGCAGAUAGCACGGCUGGACGAUUCAUUAGAAUAGUUGCAAUUACACUAUCAAAUUCGGUACGCGUAUGCCGCUCUAGCGCAAUUGUAUGUAGAUUCGGUGCACUCUCCCAAGCUUUCUACAAAUUCUAAAUUCUACAGUAUUGUAAUUCAUAAUGUGCAUCUUGCGCACCUAUAGUGAACUCGGUCUAUAUAUUAGACCUUGUUUCAGACGAUUGGGUGCGUCUAUAGAAAUGCACAACUAUCGAAUGAAAUCCGACACUUUUGCAUUAUAGAUUAGAUUAAGUUUAUAGAUGUUAAGUUAUGUGUUCAUUUCCAUUGGACUGUGUCAAUUCUUAUGUUACUAGAAUGUCGACAUACGCCCGCCACGUCUCACUGCCAGUUAAUUUUUUAAAACGUUUGUACCUUGUAUUCUAGUCGAUAGUGUAAGCUAACACGUUUUAUGAAACUUUUUACACUGGUCGUAUAAUAAAAUAGUUGUAGAACAUAA
Molecule: messenger RNA, 12586 nt
Organism: Plodia interpunctella (Indianmeal moth)
Lineage: Eukaryota; Metazoa; Arthropoda; Insecta; Lepidoptera; Pyralidae
Gene: Root
Product: Rootletin
Exons: 38
Coding region: 622-7221 (2199 amino acids)
Source: RefSeq, a predicted model, not a curated record